Molecule: messenger RNA, 516 nt
Organism: Ipomoea nil (Japanese morning glory)
Lineage: Eukaryota; Viridiplantae; Streptophyta; Magnoliopsida; Solanales; Convolvulaceae
Product: egg cell-secreted protein 1.1-like
Exons: 1
Coding region: 1-516 (171 amino acids)
Biological process (GO): double fertilization forming a zygote and endosperm
Source: RefSeq, a predicted model, not a curated record
AUGGCUCACGUUGCAACUACUACCACUCCCAUGAUCAAAGCUGUUUUACUGUUGUCCAUGGCGGCUUCGCUUGCCACAGUUUCAGCUCGACCGUUGUCAGUGACCUCCGGUGCCACCGCCCUUCACGCGCGUCUAAGGCUGGAUGAGGAAGAUUCCGGCGGGGGUUCGUCGUCGUGCUGGGAGUCAUUGUUCGCCCUGCGGGCCUGCACCGGCGAAGUCAUCCUGUUCUUCGUGAACGGGGAGAAGUAUCUCGGGCAGGGCUGCUGCCGUGCCGUUAGGACUAUUCAUCAUAACUGCUGGGCCAAUUCCGUGUUUGGCUCGCUUGGACUGACCACUCAGGAGUUUGAUAUUCUUCAAGGAUAUUGCGACGCCACCGCCGAUGACGAUCACUCUCCUCCGCCGCCGUCACCGCCACCUUCUCCUCAGCCUAUCACUCCUACCCCUUGGCUACAACCUUCUCCUCAACCUAUCGAUUCAACUGCUUCCGUUUUCAGCUUCGACGCUACAACUCCAUAG